AUUCCACAACGACUUCAUAGUUGUUCCACGAUUGUUGCAAGCAGUGCUUGGAACAUUGCGAAAAUAAGUACAUAUAAUUACUCAAAUCUUCAUUGCGAUCUUUCGACGCAGAAUAAAACAAUAGUGCCGAGGGUGUGAUUUUCCUGUUUACCGUGUGAACCCAAAGGUCCCAACUUAACGGAGGGAGUGAGUCACUGAAUUUCGGAUUUUGUAAUCAAUUCAGGAACCCAAGAUGUAUUCGUCAUCAAUUAUGAUUCCAGUCGCUCUUCUUUUCGUCGUAAAUGUGGCUUUAGUCCAAUCUAAGGCUCAGCAUGGAGUUGACCCGUGCAUUCCUAGCCCAUGUGGUCCAAACACACAAUGUUCCGUGAACGGUGCGGGGGCUGCAAUUUGCAGAUGUAUCUCAGGAACGUAUCCAAAACCAGAUACCAUCACGGGCUGUGGUCCACAAUGCGUGUACGACCACGAGUGUCCAUCUCAUCAAAAAUGUCACCAGGGAAAGUGUGUCCCAUCUUGUAAUCCAAGUCCUUGUGGUAUCAAUGCUGAGUGCGAAGCCGUAGGAAACAAGGCAGUUUGCAAAUGUCCUCGUGGAUUUGCUGGAGAUCCGUUGUUCCAAUGCCAACAGCAAGCUCCCAUCUCGAGGGCCAUCAUUUCUCAACCACCUCCACAGGCUAUCCGAGCACAUGACCCUUGCAACCCGUCUCCUUGUGGAACAAACGCUGAAUGUCGCUCUUCCGGUGGGGAUAUUGGCAGAGCCAUUUGCACUUGCCCCAGAGGUCACUUUGGAAAUCCGCAAACGUUCUGCCGUCGUGGAGAGUGCUCAUCAAAUGACGAGUGUCCGUCUUUCCAAGUUUGUGAGGAUUACAAUUGCGUCAACCCGUGUUCCAAGGCUUGUGGAACGAAUGCUCAAUGCGACGUACGAAAUCACAUUGCUACUUGUUCCUGCCCUGCUGGAUGGACCGGAGAGCCAACGACCCACUGUCGAAGAUACAACCCAAAUGAGUUGUGCGAACCAAGCCCAUGCGGAAGGAACACAAACUGUCGGGUCGAGAACAAUCGAGCUAUUUGCAGCUGCAAAGCAACCUUUAUUGGGGAUCCAAUUUCUGGAUGUCGCCACGAAUGUGAUAGCGAUUACGAUUGCGGUAGUGGCCAAGCUUGCAAGGACUUCAAGUGCAAAAAUCCAUGCGUCAACGCUUGUGGAACUUAUGCCAGUUGUGAGGUUAACAACCAUCGAGCUGUUUGCACAUGCCCGAAAGACUAUCUCGGAGACCCGUACACUCGAUGCUUCCCAGAAUGUACAUCUCAUGCGGAUUGUCCUGCGAACCGAGCUUGUAUUGGAUUAAGAUGUGGUGACCCCUGCGAAAAUGCUUGUGGAGUGAACGCGGAGUGCAGAGUGGACAAAAAUAAUCAUAAAGCUAUUUGCAGUUGCCCCAAGGGAUGGACUGGUCACCCAUUCCAACAAUGUCGUCGACAGACUCCAGAGGAUCUCUGUCAUCCAAAUCCUUGUGGAACAAACGCUAUCUGCACUCCUGGUCAUGACAAUACUGGAAGCGAUCGUCCCGUGUGUACCUGCCCAUCAGGAUAUUUCGGAAACGCUUUGAUGAACUGUCGACGUGGAGAGUGUGCUUCUGACUCCGAAUGCUCAAGCAACAGGAUCUGUAGCAACUUCAAUUGUGUCGAUCCAUGUAUUGGAGCAUGUGGAACAAACGCGAAGUGUGAGGCAAGAAAUCACGGAGCUGUGUGUAGUUGUCUAACUGGCUGGCGAGGGGACCCCUUCUUCCAGUGCUCCUUUGAUCCUGUGAGGGCAAAGAGGAAAGUUUCCGACAAUGACGAAGCUGAAGAAAUCGCCAAGCUGGACAAAGAAGUAGAGCUGCCAACCGCGGAAGAAUAACAAAUUAACUAAUUUUUAUAACUUCUUCCAAUUUCUGUUCCCUUUCUCUGAGAGCUUUCUUCCGCUUCUCUUUCCAAAAGGUGUAGGUCUAUUUUUUAUACUUUGUUUCCUAUUCUGGACUCUUUUUAUCUAAGAAUUUUAGUUUUUAGAAGGAAAUCAUAAUGUUAAAUUCUUCAAAUGAUGCUCAUAUUCUUGCCGUAUAUUCUCUCUUUGCUGUACAACUUUCUCCUCUUCUUUCAUUUUGUCCAUUCUCCACCGAACCCAUACUCAAUUCCUAAACUUUCAAAAUCCAUAGAAUUUUGAAUAAAACAUUUUUUACAUGUGUAAUUAAAUGUA
This is a messenger RNA of Folsomia candida, 2224 nucleotides long. It is a transcript of the gene aspr, whose product is annotated as adhesive plaque matrix protein 2. The coding region runs from base 233 to 1888 and encodes 551 amino acids. NCBI's taxonomy places the organism in Eukaryota, Metazoa, Arthropoda, Collembola, Entomobryomorpha, Isotomidae. The transcript is spliced from 30 exons. The record is from RefSeq and is a predicted model, not a curated record.